This is a messenger RNA of Vespula pensylvanica (western yellowjacket), 4137 nucleotides long. RefSeq lists its product as uncharacterized. Lineage: Eukaryota; Metazoa; Arthropoda; Insecta; Hymenoptera; Vespidae. The record is from RefSeq and is a predicted model, not a curated record. The transcript is spliced from 11 exons. Bases 395 to 3094 code for a protein of 899 amino acids.
CUGAACGAGCAGCUCAGUCUUCAGAAGAGAUCGUAGUCUAUCGUUCGUAGAAGAGCUAAUUUGUGUCGUAGAAAAUCAACGAAAGUUUUUCAAAAGAAAAGAAAACGAAAUAGAAAGAGAAGAAAGAAAUAUCUCUUCACUCUAUCAAUCCAGUUGGCCAUUUUUUAACAAUUUUAUAUUUUCUUUUUUUCUACUUUUAUUUCCAUCAUUGUCUUCCAUUUGAAAAAUUUGUGUGGAGUAUCAAAGGGCAAAUCUACGAGCGAACGCGCGCGAGAUGAUGAGUUCGACUGAAAGGUGUAUUCGGUGAAGUAUCACAAGUACAUAGUGUUUUUGUCAUUUUCUCGAAAAUUUUCUUAUCUCAAGAAACGGCCAUUGAUUCGGUUGAAAAAAAGAAAUGGAGGAAAUAGGAUUUACGUGUUUCCUGGUUAUCCUGGGAUUCGCUGUUCAAGGUAGCAUCAGCGUCGGAUGCGGUUAUCCAGGUGCACCGGCUCACAGCAGCGUACGCUUCACGGGCAGCGGCAUAGACGAUGUCAUAGACGAAGAGGAGACUCUUCUCAAAGAAACAGAAUUGCCGGAAGGAACUGUAGCUACGUAUUCGUGCGAGAGAGGCUUCGAAUUACUCGGCCCAGCGAGGAGACAAUGUCAGACAGAGGGUACAUGGACACCAGAAGGCGUUCCUUUUUGCGUAUUGAAUGUUGCAGGCGGAAAAGCACCAAUGCAAUCUAGCAGCCUGGAUGGUGGAAUUCCGCAACGUGCUGUUGAUGGAAGCAGUGCUCAGAUUUAUACUGCGCAAACUUGCACGUUAACGAGACCCGAGCACAGACCAUGGUGGUAUGUGAACCUUUUGGAACCAUACAUGGUACAACUGGUUCGGCUAGAUUUUGGGAAACCUUGCUGUGGAACUGGUGUUCCUGGCACGAUCGUCGUUCGCGUCGGUAACAAUCGGCCGGAUUUGGGAACAAAUCCAAUUUGCAACCGUUUCACUGGUCCGCUAGAGGAGGGUCAACCUCUUUUCCUUCCUUGCAAUCCACCGAUGCCUGGUGCAUUCGUUUCGGUACAUUUAGAGGCUUCUACCCAAGCUUUAAUUCCUGUACAGCUUUCCUUGUGCGAAGCUUUCGUUUAUACAGAUCAGGCACUGCCCAUCGAGAGGUGUCCACAAUUCAGAGACCAACCACCGGGAUCAACUGCCACUUAUAAUGGAAAAUGUUACAUAUUUUAUAAUCGACAACCGUUGAUCUUCAGAGAGGCUCUAGCUUUUUGUCGAGCACGAGGUGGCACUCUAGUUGAUGAAAGUAAUCCUGCCCUUCAAGGAUUUAUCUCCUGGGAAUUGUGGAGACGGCACAGAAGGAGUGACACGACUAGCCAGUAUUGGAUGGGUGCCGUGAGAGAUCAGAACGAUCGAACUGUUUGGAGAUGGACGGGUAGCGGAGAGGAAGUCUCUGUGUCUUUUUGGAGUCUUCCGCAAGGUACAGAAGAAGAUUGUGCUCGAUACGAUGGUAGCAGGGGUUGGCUCUGGUCCGAUACACCUUGCAACGCUCGAUUAAAUUUUAUCUGUCAACACCAACCACGAGCUUGCGGUAGACCCGAACAGCCACCGAAUUCAACCAUGAUCGUGACAGCUGCAGGAAAUAAAAACAUUGCUAGUCAAUACGAAGUUGGCGCUAUCGUAGAAUAUACUUGCAACUCUGGAAGUCUUCUCAUUGGACCUUCAACUCGUUCGUGUCUUGAUACAGGCUUCUACAAUGAAUUUCCACCGGUUUGCAAAAAUAUCGAAUGUGGUUAUCCUGCAAAUAUAAAGCACGGUGGUUACACAUUGAUCAACAACACUGUAACUUAUCUAAGCCAAGUACUCUACUCUUGUGACGAGGGAUACGAAAUGACAGGUCGUGCGAGACUAACGUGCGAUAUAGACGAGAGAUGGAACGGACCACCGCCGCGUUGCGAACCGAUACAUUGCGAUCCACCCGUAAUAAUUCCUCACAGUUUCAUCCAAAUCGACGAAAUCGACGAAACUGAAAUGGCCAAUAAAAGCACCGUUAACAGGAGCCUGUUCGUUGGUAGUAUCGUCACUUAUACAUGCGAAAAGGGAUAUCGGUUGAUCGGCUCACGACAGAUUCUCUGUUUGCAAAAUGGAGUUUACGAUCACGCUGCACCCUCUUGCACAGAGGAGCCUCGCACGAGUACGGUAACGCUGCCUUCGCGAACGACUUUACGACCAGCAACAAGUAGCAAACCACGACCGUUCAUUACAACGAAGAUUAGAUCGACUACGCCACCAGCAAACACGCCGACGAAAAUAACGACAAUGAUUGCAACGCUGAAGGCAGCGACGAUCGUCCCGCCAAAUGGCAAGAUACCACUAAUUACUAGUGAACAUAUGGCGACGGUUAAAGAAACCGAAUCAAAAAAGUCGAACGUUAACAUACAAAGUACAGUUUCUUCUUCGUCGUCAAUUUUAAACGAUCAUAGCAGAGAUCAUCCGCAAGAUAACGAGAUCGCUGGUAGUGGUGCUGAUCACGUGCAAGCCGGUACUGGCACAGGUGUACCCGAACCCUCAGGACCUUUACAAGUGGACACAUUCAACCAAUCGACUAGCACCCAUCAAGCGAAAUUGAAUCUUGGUGCAGUUAUAGCGCUCGGAGUCUUUGGUGGUUUUGUCUUCCUUGCUGCAGUCAUCACAACGGUAGUCAUACUGAUACGCAGGAACCGUGGUAGAAGCAGUAAACACUAUCGUCACCGAGCAUCUCCAGAUUGUAAUACCGUUGCUAGUUUUGAUAGCAGUUCCUCAGAAAGUCGAGGUGGCUUGAAUCGAUAUUAUAGGCAAGCAUGGGAGAAUCUUCAUGAGACUACCGGGCAUAAGAUGAACCAUCCUGCGUUACAACGCAAGGAAACCCUGGAUGAACCAGGAUAUCGGGAAAAUUACCGCAGUAACAACACCGAACGUGAUGGUUCGGAACUAGUUGUCAGCGAUGUUGCAGCAUAUCCAUCUAGCAAACAUGCUAGUGUUUCCGAUAAGAAACGUCAUCACCACCACCACCAUCAUCAUCAUAACUCACCCGAAUGGAGGCAAUCACAGUCUCACCACAGAUAUUGAAUGUUUUAAGGGUGAGUCUGUUAAAAUCAAUUUAAACUUUAAAUUGAAGAAAUUCAUACAGCGCGAUGUGUUUUGUCACAAUGACUUCAGAAUCACAUAACAGAAAUGUGCGAACGCAUAUCGAAUCUUUUAUUGUUAGCACUUUGUUUUAAUAAUAUCUAAUUAAUUAAAAUAAUAUCUAAUUAAUGCUAGAUAUGUGACGGUAACUAUGAAAGAUUUUACGUUAUUGCUUUAUUAUCUGAUAAAUAAUUUAUAAUCACUCAAUCUGUUAUGCGUUAUACUGUACAUACAUAUAUAAGUAUUUUAAUGCAAUUACUGUAAAAUAAGAAUUAUGAUCACCUGAUGAGAGAUCUUGAUGAGAGAUCAGUUUUCUUUAGCAGAAUGCCAAAAACAAUAAAGAAAGUACUAUAUUAAUUACGAUCAAAAGAAUCUUAACAUACAUAUCUAUAGCAAAGUGUACCUUUAGCUUUUUUAUAGACUUUUAUUGUAUGUCUUUGUAUAUUAUCUCGAAUAAGUUCUUUUUUGUCCUUAUGACAAGAAUUUAAAUCUGUCAUGGGUACCUUGGCCUUGCCUUGAAGUUGCUGAUUGUUUACAAAAAGGGAAAAAAAAUAAGGGAAGGCCGAUGUUAUCCAUUUCGGAAUCAAACGUUCAUUUAGUGACGAAAGCUACUUUGAUAAGUAAACUGGGUAGACACAACAUAAAAUACAGUUUGUACAGAACACGAACACUUCAUAAAGUGAUUGUAAUGAUUAAACGUUCAGAAUACAUUGCCGAUAAAAUUUUUUACUUUGAUCUAAAAUAGACGCUGAUAAUCAAUUAAUUAAUUGACUGGGAUAAAACAUUCAUAAUAAUUUUGUAUACAUAUGUAUUUAUUUUGUCAAGUAAUACUGAGUAAAUUAUAAUAGUGCCAUUUUGGGCAAAUUACUUUAAUUUACCUAAAAGCGAUAUAUUUCGAAAAAAUUAUCUUAUACCAUUAGCUUUAGUUGCUGUAUUGUACCAAUUACAUAAAAUAAACAUAUUUAUGCAUCUUGUUUGAUAUUCUA